AUGACUGCCCUCCAGGCCGCCGUGAUCGGCUCCUCCUGGACAGAAACCGCCGUCGGGCUGCUCUUCUACAUAUUGCGUCUGGUCAGUACCUGGACGUUUGUUGGCAGAGCGCGGUGGGAUUUAGCUCUAGUGACUAUUGCCGUGCUCUUUGCAUGUGCUGGACAAGUCUUCCUGCAGCUGUCAGUGAACAAUGAGAUGGGCGAACAGAUAAUGGGCCUGUCAGAGAAACACAGGGCCGCCGCCCUCUUCUACGGCUGGGUCUUCCAGCUACUCUCCAUCACAGCCAGUAUGAGCGGCAAGCUGGCCAUCCUGGUCUUUCUCAUCCAGAUCCGUGGCCGCCAUGAGAAAAAACCAUGGUUCCUCCUCGUGCUGGCUGUGCUUAUUACCGCCAUCAAUGUGACUGUGAUGGGAACCCUGCUGGGCCAAUGUGUCCCCAUGGCAAAACUGUGGAAUGACUCUAUCCCGGGCAGCUGUGAGCCUGGAAGACGAGUCAACCAGGACUUUUCCUUCUUCCAAGGCAGCUUCAACGCCCUCGCCGACGCCGCUCUGGCCUCGUAUCCUGUCCAUCUCUUCUGGAAGCUGCAGAUGCGAUUCCGCUUGAAGAUCGCGCUUAUUGUUCUGAUGGGGAUGGGGUGGAUUGCGUCUGCCUGUUCGGCCGUGAAAACAUACCAACUACAAGUCUUGUCGCGGACAUCAAACACUACAUACGCACAACCUCCCCUCCUGAUCUGGGUCUCCACAGAAGGCUGGAUUGUAAUUAUCGUCGGCUGUGUACCCCCCAUCCGCCCCCUGGUUGACCGGCUCUUCCAACAAUUAGGCUUCACAAGCAAUCGCUCCUCCAACAAGAAUCCCACUAGGGUGCCCUAUACCACCAGUCGAUCGGGUAGGGCAUACAUAUCCGCUGGGCGACGCCCGGAGGAUAAUAGCUGGGUGGAAUUGACGGCGGUGGACCGAAAAGACGACAUGGUUCCCCGGUCGAGAGUAAUGGUCGUCACGGAUAUUGAGACGAUGUAUGAACAGGAUUAG
Penicilliopsis zonata CBS 506.65 is the source of this 1026-nucleotide messenger RNA. RefSeq lists its product as hypothetical. The transcript has 4 exons. Lineage: Eukaryota; Fungi; Ascomycota; Eurotiomycetes; Eurotiales; Aspergillaceae. The coding region runs from base 1 to 1026 and encodes 341 amino acids. The record is from RefSeq and is a predicted model, not a curated record.